Molecule: messenger RNA, 3411 nt
Organism: Phaeoacremonium minimum UCRPA7
Lineage: Eukaryota; Fungi; Ascomycota; Sordariomycetes; Togniniales; Togniniaceae
Product: putative gtpase-activating protein gyp2 protein
Exons: 2
Coding region: 1-3411 (1136 amino acids)
Molecular function (GO): calcium ion binding
Source: RefSeq, a predicted model, not a curated record
AUGUUGAACCUCUCAAGCUUCGUCCAGAAGGCGCAGCAGCUCCUCGACCCGACUCAAGGGCUCAACCUCACCGAUUCCGACAAGAACCCCUCCAAGGCCUUCCUGUUCCAGAAUCAGUUCCGUCUCCCCGCCUCUCAGCACCCGCUCUACGAGAUCACCGCCGAGCUGACCAUCCCGCCCUCAAAUGCCACGCAGGGUGACAAGGAGCGGGACCGGGGAUAUCACUAUGCCGGCAAGCUUCACCUAUCGGAAGCUUACAUGUGCUUCUCCACGACUCCUACGAGCUUCCUAUCUUCAGCCAGCACUUCAACCUCCUCUGCUUUCACUGGACAAACACACGGCGGGGGACCCAGCGGGAAUGGCUUCACGUUUCCUCUAUGUGCCAUUCGGAGAGUGGAGAGACUUCACAGUCAGAACUUCCAGUUUGCCCUAGCUAUCACGACGUGGAACGGAUUGACCCAGGAAACCGGUAAAGACACAAAGGAAAAGAGCAGCGCAAAAGAACAACGGGUCACAAUCACACUAGCAGGAAGCCGACAGGCCUGCGAAAGAUUUUGCGACGGCCUCAAGAAAGGACUGCGAGCUGGUGUCGGCAACGUCGGAAAGCUCAAGAAGGUUAUUGCCGAAUGCUACUCAGAAUACCUGCUUCGUCCCGACGACAAGAAGGCCGCAAGUCCCCCGGAUGCCGGUCUCGGCAUGAUGUUCAGGUAUCCGGGCGAUCCCAAGAAGCUACGGGACAGGGCUAAGAUGCGUCUUUGGGCCGAAUAUCUCCGUGACAAUGGCCGCAACAUGACGCUUCUCCGCCAGCCUACUUUCCACAAGCUGAUAAGAGUCGGUCUUCCCAACAGACUAAGAGGUGAGACCUGGGAACUGACUUCUGGCUCGAUCUACCUGCGACUCGAUAACCCGACCUUGUACAGUGACACAUUGAAGAAAUAUGAGGGCCAGGAGUCGUUAGCCAUCGACGAGAUCGAGAAGGACCUCAACCGAAGUCUUCCGGAGUAUCCUGGUUUCCAGAGUGAAGAAGGAAUCGGACGGCUUCGUCGAGUCCUCACCGCCUACAGUUGGGUCAAUGCUGAUGUCGGUUACUGUCAAGCCAUGAACAUUGUGGUGGCCGCUCUGCUCAUCUACAUGUCCGAAUCACAAGCAUUUUUCCUGCUCUCUGCCCUCUGCGACCGCCUAGUCCCGGGAUACUACUCAACUACAAUGUACGGCACGCUACUAGACCAGAAGGUCUUCGAAUCCCUCGUGGAAAAGACAAUGCCGAUUCUAUGGGAGCACCUUGUCAAGAGCGAUGUGCAGCUGUCCGUGGUGUCCCUGCCCUGGUUCCUAUCAUUAUAUAUCAACUCCAUGCCUCUUGUUUUUGCAUUCAGAGUUUUGGACGUCUUCUUUGUAGAAGGUCCGAAGGUGCUCUUCCAAGUUGGGUUGGCUAUUCUGCGGAUCAAUGGCGAAGAGCUCUUGGAUUCAACAGAUGACGGCGCCUUCAUCUCCGUGUUGAAGUCAUAUUUCGCUCGUCUUGAUGAGUCGGCACAUCCAAAGUCGGAGAACCCGAAGUUGAGAGCGGUAACUCGGUUUCAAGAGCUCAUGGUUGUGGCGUUCAAGGAGUUCUCUCAGGUUACGCAUAGCACAAUAACGGACUUGAGGCUCAAGAACAAGGAUGCUGUCCUAAACAACAUCGAGAACUUUGCCAAGAGGACUGCUAUCCGCAAUCUAGGCCCUGACAGCAAAAUCAUGAGCACUGAUGAGCUAGGGGCUCUAUACGAUCGGUUCUACGGUGUCCUAUAUGAAAGGCAACAACGAAGCCUGAUCCUGCUCCAGGAACAGCAGAGACGAGCCAAGAGUAGCCGCCCACGACUUGCAGAGGCCGCGCGGCAACACGAUGAGGCCGUUGAGAAAGGCCGAGUUGGUUUAGGGCCCAGCACUAGUUUGAUGGACUAUGAUGCUUUUCGCGAGUUUCUUGCGGGCAUGUCGAAAUGGGCCAUCUCUGAUUCUCCCACCACACCUCGCCGAGAUACUUUUUCGGAUAAGGACAGAAACCCGUAUUUCAAUAGCACGAGGCGACAGGAUGCCUACCUCUCGCCCUGGGGAGCAGGUCCAGAACCGGCUGAUCAUGAAUUCCUGCAGCGAUUGUUCAAGCACUGGGAUGUGGAUAACAGUGGGACCGUCACGUUGCAAAACGUGGUCAGUGGCAUUGCACGUGUCAAGGGCAAACGCGACAUUAUGGGCACAAUCACCUACUUCUUCGAGCUCUACGACGACGAUGGAGAUGGCAAAGUCGACCGCGAAGGCAUUCUUCGGAUAUCGGAAGCUUUGCUCUUCCUCUCGCGACGAGGGCUGGAGGGCACGUUGAGUCCAUCCAACUCGACCACCAUCCUGAGUAGUCUUCAAGACCAAGACGGCAAUAGCCCCUCUGGGCCACUGCCUGGAACGUCUGUUAAUGAGAGAUUUCUGGGCAGUGUUAGCGCUUUCAUUAGGCGGUGCUUCGAGUACGCCGACCCAGAUCACCCCCAGAACCAGGGCUCAACUGCCGGUAUGGGGGAAUCCACCCUCGGUAGAGAUACCGAGUCUAGCGCGUUUGCCAUAGGCGACGACGAGGAAGACGAGGAAGAGGAGCCAGAGGAAGACCUCCUAGAUUUAGGUUCGCCCAAAGGGAGUCCUAAGGGGGCCCCUAAGGGGAGGCUAGAAGACGGGAAGAAAGGCGCCGCCCCACCGCCGGCGAUUAACAUUCCUGACAGGGGCCCCAACGAGGCCCGCCGAAAGGUCUCCAAGGCCCAGUCUGAGGCUGCUAACAUAGCGCUGGACCCCGCUAAUCCACUACACAUGACACUACCCACCUUCCGCAUGGUCGUGCUUGCGGACGAGCUGCUCGAGCAGUUCUUCGAAUCAAGCUUUCCUGCAUCGUUCCAUAUCAUUGAAGGUUUGCCAUCGUCUGCACCGGCGACCGGUAACUCCAGCCUAACGACUUUCUCGAGUCUUGGGUUUGGCGCCGGCAAAGCAGCCGCUGCGGCCUUUGGUGGAGGUGCUGGUGCCAGUGGUGUCCCUCCAGCAGCAGCAGGGGCCGGGAGAGGCCUAAGAGGUGUGCUGGACAACAUUGUCACCGAUGGCAUGCGGGUGGCGGCUGAGGUAAGAAGGAGGAUGGAGGACGCCCAGCGCGAGCUAGAGAAGAACGCAUUGCCGGGACAGAAGGACGAGGAUGAUGAGGACGAGGACGAUACGGCACCUAGGAACUCGUCUGGCGCCUACAGCGGGGACGUGGAGAGGCGAAGCGUGAGGAGCUCAGACCGCGAUCUCCUGGAGGGGGCGGAUGCAGAAGCCGAAGAUGGCGGUGGUGAUCCAUCGAGGACGCGCGCAAGCACCGCGAGCAGUGGAGAGACGACCGGCGCGACGAGAAUUGUGGAAUUCGACGGGUGA